CCAACACAUCGCUGCACCUCGGGAUCGUACAGCUCUGCACAUCCACCACACCAGCUUUUCGUCCUUUGUACCCAACCCCAUCUUGCUCUGACCCUGCCACGAACCACUAAACAACCAGCUGCCAACAUGCCACGGGACCUGUUCGCCGAGAAAAAGGACAAGGAGGCGCUCGACAAAAUGCCCCAAUUGACGAGAGAACCACUCGCGAGCUCACCAACUACUAAAUCUGCACCCAAAUCACGUUUCAAGACACCGUCAUUGGUUGAGGAGAGGUUCCAGAAGAUGGGCCUCAACCCUUUCGUUCAACUGCUCAGCCAGGACGAUCUGGACAAUUGCGACUGGCUGGAACAUGCCGCGUUUGACCCAAUCGAGGCGGCUACGAGAGAAAAGAUCGACUACCGCCUCCAUCUAUGCGGCGAGCUUUGCUCUGGACUCUUCUCCUCGGCCUACCCAACCGAAACCGGACCCCUAGGCGCCAUCAUCAAGACACGAAACUUCCAGCCGGUAGACUCGAACCAAAGCGACCGAAAGCAGAUCCUCCUAGCCCACAUCAUCGCCACAAAGUCCACCUCCGCCGUCGUCACAGACGCCUCAAUGGACUACCCCAAGGACUGGCAAACAAACUACCAGCUCGCCCCGAGCACAGGCCACACCGAAGACGGUCAGACCAUCUGUCUGCAUUCGCUGUGUGUGCACCCGGACUUCCAGGGCAAGGGCCUCGCGCAGGUCUUGCUACGGAGCUAUGUCCAGAGGAUCAAGGACUCGGGCGUUGCGCGGAGGAUUGCGCUGCUUAGUAGGGAGAGGCUGGUCGGGUUCUACGAGAAGGCGGGGUUUAGGAAACUUGGGCCCAGUGCGUGCCAGUAUGGCGGGGGCAACUGGGUCGAUAUGGUGAUUGACUUCCAGGGCGGCCUUGAUCACGAUCACGAGUUCUAGGCGUGUGGAGCACGUCAGGAGGAAAGUCAUGAAUGACAUGAAUUACGACAUUGUAUGGUACGAUUCUUUCAGCUUUUCACAAAAGUCAGGCGAUUACAACUGGAUAACUUGAGCCACAAGAUCAAAAUCAUGUUCAGCAUGGGAAAAGUAGUCGUGGCUUAGCUUACUAAAAAAUGAUACUCUCAACUUUCCAC
Dothidotthia symphoricarpi CBS 119687 is the source of this 1127-nucleotide messenger RNA. RefSeq names its product acyl-CoA N-acyltransferase. The coding region runs from base 127 to 933 and encodes 268 amino acids. The record is from RefSeq and is a predicted model, not a curated record. Gene Ontology annotation, cellular component: cytoplasm. Gene Ontology annotation, molecular function: aralkylamine N-acetyltransferase activity. The transcript has 2 exons. NCBI's taxonomy places the organism in Eukaryota, Fungi, Ascomycota, Dothideomycetes, Pleosporales, Dothidotthiaceae.